AUGCCGGAGGGAGGCUCCGAGGAGCGGAGGUGCGGGGAGGAGCGGGGCGGCUGCGCCCUCCUCCUGCUCUCCCUCCUCACGCGGCUGUGGAGACUCCUGACCUUCGUGGUGGCCCUUCCCGGCGUGGGCGUGUGCAUGCUCAACUGCUACCUGAAAGGGAAGCACGAGCACGAGCGGCCCGAGUUCAUCCCGUACGCGCACCUGCACCUCAGAACCAAGCCUUUUCCCUGGGGCGAUGGGAACAAAACUCUUUUCCACAAUCCGCGUGUUAACGCUCUCCCAACUGGUUACGAAGAUGAAAACUAAGCCCUUGACCACAGCCCAGACUGUGGCUCUUCCUGCAUUUGGAGCAGAGUGUUCUCUGGGA
Tinamus guttatus (white-throated tinamou) is the source of this 367-nucleotide messenger RNA. The record is from RefSeq and is a predicted model, not a curated record. NCBI's taxonomy places the organism in Eukaryota, Metazoa, Chordata, Aves, Tinamiformes, Tinamidae.